Molecule: messenger RNA, 210 nt
Organism: Mesorhabditis spiculigera
Lineage: Eukaryota; Metazoa; Nematoda; Chromadorea; Rhabditida; Rhabditidae
Source: the annotation of a GenBank genome assembly
AUGGCUUGGAGAUUCGGUCGUCCGAAUGACAAAUGCGCCGUGGCACACGGCGCUGCGAGCACUGCCGAGCGUACUAUAUACAGUCGCAUCGGCGAGCCAGUAUUACUCUCGAACGAAACCGAUGACACACACAGCGCCGGCACGCCGAGCACUCAGCCCAUCAUGGGCUGGCAAGCGAGCAUUCCGAGCGCUGAUGAUAACACAGGGUUG